Messenger RNA from Oryza sativa Japonica Group (Japanese rice), 2195 nucleotides. The record is from RefSeq and is a predicted model, not a curated record. Lineage: Eukaryota; Viridiplantae; Streptophyta; Magnoliopsida; Poales; Poaceae.
UGUCCCCAUUGAGAUGGAGUCAGCACGAGAAAAAUAAUAAAACAACAGAAGAAGAAAUCAGUGUGGACUUAGCAGAAAUCCCCAAAUCGCAUCACGCCCUGCCUCUCUCUCUCUCUCUCUCUCUCUCUCUCUCCGUCGCUGACUGCAACCUCCACCCACACGGCACCCAUGGUGGAGGCGGGAGAAAUCGGCGGCGCCGCCGUCUUCGCCCUCGCCGCCGCCGCCGCCCUCUCCGCCGCCUCCUCCCUCGGCGCCGUCGACUUCCGCCGCCCCCUCGCUGCGGUUGGAGGCGGCGGGGCGUUCGAGUGGGAUGGGGUCGUCCCGUGGCUGAUCGGGGUGUUGGGCGGCGGGGACGAGGCGGCGGCGGGGGGCGUGUCGGUGGGGGUGGCGGCGUGGUACGAGGUGUGGGUGCGGGUGCGGGGCGGGGUGAUCGCGCCGACGCUGCAGGUGGCGGUGUGGGUGUGCAUGGUGAUGUCGGUGAUGCUGGUGGUGGAGGCGACGUUCAACAGCGCGGUCAGCCUCGGGGUCAAGGCCAUCGGGUGGCGGCCGGAGUGGAGGUUCAAGUGGGAGCCCCUCGCCGGCGCCGACGAGGAGAAGGGGAGAGGGGAAUAUCCCAUGGUCAUGGUCCAGAUACCCAUGUACAAUGAGCUGGAGGUGUACAAGCUGUCGAUUGGGGCGGCAUGUGAGCUCAAAUGGCCAAAGGACAAGCUAAUAGUCCAGGUGCUGGACGAUUCCACCGAUCCGUUCAUCAAGAAUUUGGUGGAGCUUGAAUGUGAGAGUUGGGCAAGCAAAGGAGUAAAUAUCAAGUACGUCACAAGAAGCAGCCGCAAGGGGUUUAAGGCAGGAGCCCUGAAGAAAGGAAUGGAAUGUGACUAUACCAAGCAGUGCGAAUAUAUUGCCAUAUUUGACGCUGAUUUCCAGCCUGAGCCAAAUUUCCUGCUCCGAACUGUCCCAUUCCUCAUGCACAACCCGAAUGUCGCCCUUGUUCAAGCUCGGUGGGCCUUCGUGAAUGACACCACAAGCCUGUUGACAAGGGUACAGAAGAUGUUUUUUGAUUACCACUUCAAGGUUGAGCAGGAAGCUGGAUCAGCAACCUUUGCCUUCUUCAGCUUUAAUGGAACCGCUGGAGUGUGGCGCACAACAGCCAUCAAUGAGGCAGGAGGUUGGAAGGACCGCACUACAGUUGAAGACAUGGACUUGGCAGUUCGAGCAUCCUUAAAUGGUUGGAAAUUUAUCUAUGUUGGGGAUAUCAGAGUCAAGAGCGAACUGCCGUCCACUUAUGGAGCCUACUGUCGACAGCAAUUUCGGUGGGCCUGCGGUGGUGCAAACUUAUUCCGAAAGAUAGCAAUGGAUGUUUUGGUAGCCAAGGAUAUAUCGCUCCUCAAGAAGUUCUAUAUGCUCUAUAGCUUCUUUUUGGUGCGGAGAGUUGUAGCCCCUAUGGUUGCCUGUGUUCUUUACAACAUCAUAGUCCCUUUGUCGGUCAUGAUCCCAGAGCUAUUCAUACCAAUCUGGGGUGUCGCCUACAUUCCUAUGGCACUUCUGAUUAUCACAACCAUAAGAAAUCCAAGAAAUCUACACAUAAUGCCGUUUUGGAUCUUAUUUGAGAGUGUGAUGACUGUGCUUCGCAUGAGAGCUGCACUAACUGGCCUUAUGGAAUUAUCUGGGUUUAACAAGUGGACUGUGACGAAGAAGAUAGGGAGUAGUGUUGAGGACACUCAGGUUCCUUUGCUUCCAAAAACCCGGAAAAGGUUAAGAGACAGAAUUAAUCUUCCCGAGAUUGGAUUUUCGGUGUUUCUCAUCUUCUGUGCGUCAUAUAACCUUAUCUUCCAUGGGAAAACUAGCUACUAUUUUAAUCUGUAUCUCCAAGGACUAGCAUUUUUGCUUCUAGGAUUUAACUUCACUGGCAAUUUCGCCUGCUGCCAAUGACGAGGACAACACCUUGACUGUACGAAAUGUUGUUUGCAAUUAUUUUCUGGGUAUAAAUUCUUCGGAUGACAUUUCAGAUCAUGAUCAUAGAUGCAUAUGGCGUUGAUCUGUGCACUAACACCUGUUUCAGUUGCUAGACUUCCAGGGAAACUUUCACAGAAUACUAGGAUGUGUUGUAAUCAAAUAUCAGUGAUGUGUUAUGUACUCUAGUUAACACGAAACACCAAUUUGUUGAUCUUUUUCUUGGAUUACUUCCUUGAGCGCAUGAA